UGCCUCACAGGAUGUGAUUCUGAGGGAUUGUCCCCAAAUCCCAGUCUGCCAGGCCCCUCCCUUGCCUCCAAAUGAGCCAGCCAGCACCCUCAGUUUUCAACCCUCUACUUCUUCUUCUUUGGCAUCUAGACAUCUUUGCUGUAAGAUGAUGGAGCAGACAAGUGUCCCAGAGCAGGCGGCUGCUGGGAAAAGCCAUGGAGGCCUGGGGGGAACAUUCAAGGUCUCGGUCUAUGAGCUGGAGAACUUUCAGGGAAAGAAGUGUGACUUCUCCGCCGAGUGCCCCAACUUGACCGAGAGUCUGCUGGAGAAGGUGGGCUCCAUCCAGGUGGAAUCUGGCCCGUGGUUGGCAUUUGAACGCUGCGCCUUCCGGGGAGAGCAGUUUGUCCUAGAAAAGGGGGAUUACCCCCGGUGGGAUGCCUGGUCCAACAGCCAUCACAGUGACAGCCUCCUUUCCCUUAGGCCCCUGCACAUUGACAGCCCAGAGCACAAAAUCCACCUGUUUGAGAAUCCGGGGUACAGUGGCCGCAAGAUGGAGAUUGUAGAUGACGACGUUCCCAGUCUUUGGGCCCACGGCUUCCAGGAUCGGGUGGCCAGCAUCAGAGUCAUCAAUGGAACGUGGGUAGGCUAUGAAUUUCCAGGCUACCGAGGGCGCCAAUAUGUCUUUGAGCGGGGAGAGUACCGCCACUGGAAUGAGUGGGAUGCCAAUCAGCCCCAAAUCCAGUCCGUCCGGCGUAUCCGUGACCGCAAGUGGCACAAACGUGGCUGUUUCCUCAGUAGCUGAAGGAGACCCAAGGCCUCCCGUCCCCCACCCUCCCCAGGCAGCUGGCCCACCAAGAAG
Molecule: messenger RNA, 838 nt
Organism: Dromiciops gliroides (monito del monte)
Lineage: Eukaryota; Metazoa; Chordata; Mammalia; Microbiotheria; Microbiotheriidae
Gene: CRYBB3
Product: crystallin beta B3
Exons: 5
Coding region: 146-781 (211 amino acids)
Biological process (GO): visual perception; lens development in camera-type eye
Molecular function (GO): structural constituent of eye lens
Source: RefSeq, a predicted model, not a curated record